Ctenopharyngodon idella (grass carp) is the source of this 9452-nucleotide messenger RNA. It is a transcript of the gene mroh1, whose product is annotated as maestro heat-like repeat family member 1. Bases 399 to 5354 code for a protein of 1651 amino acids. The record is from RefSeq and is a predicted model, not a curated record. The transcript is spliced from 44 exons. Gene Ontology annotation, cellular component: cytoplasm. Lineage: Eukaryota; Metazoa; Chordata; Actinopteri; Cypriniformes; Xenocyprididae.
UGAUGCGUUCCUCCUGAGCAGAAACACGUGAUUAGGCGUGUUUACCUAUGAUACAAUGUAGCGUCUAUGAGAGCAUCAACCUCAGCCGAAUAAUCAAUUAAACGGUUACGUUCAGGAUCAGAAUCACGUAUCGGAUUUACAUUAGGGUCUUCGCUGACAAAUAACUGCUUGAUGCAUCUGAGAAAAGGGAAUCGGAGAGUGUAGCCUGCGGGCGAGCGAGUCAAGCAGACAGACGAGGGGAAAGUUUAAUAGGUCGAUGUGGCUUUGAGGAAGUUGACAUCGAGCGUGAAAUACUAACGACUGUGGAAGUGACCUACAGUGGUAGUUGGACUAGUGGGCUCUUUUGAGGGAUACUGGACCACCAGAUGUAUUCCUAAAUCUCUGCUGCUAUCCUCAUUAUGGGCGUUAUAGAGGAGACUGACGUAGAGCAGGUGACCCUGGCUCUUUUGGAUGCUGCCAAUGACAGGGACCCGGUGGUGCAGGAACAGGUCAGGAAAUCCAUCUUGACACUGGGGAACCAGCAGCCUGAUAAAGUCCUGUCCAUGUGCCAGGACUACCUGCUCAAACACCCCAAGCUGGUGGUCGUGCACAGAAUGGUGGUCUUGCAAACCAUUGAGCUGGUGGUGAAGAGCAGGAUUGAUGACAUCAGUUACCCCAAGAUCAAGAGUGUCAUACAUCUGGCGUCAGAUGAGAUGACUAAAUCAAAGGAGGUCGUCUCAGACUGGCAGCAAGCAGCUAGUAAUAUACUGGUUGCUGUGGGAAACAAAUAUAUUAAUGACAUCAUGGAGGAGAUACUCGGGAAGUUCCAGCCGGGAGUUUUGCCUCACUUCUUUGUGGUCCAAACACUGGCCAGUCUCUCGGAUUCAAAUGUAUAUGGAAUGGUGCCUUUUCUCAAUGCUAUAAUGGGAACCAUGUUGCCCAUGCUGGGCAUGACCAAACAAGACAACAUGAAAUGGGUUUUCUCUUUCGCUCUCUGCCGCUUUAGUGAGAGCAUUCUAGAAUAUCUGGCCAACCUGGACAAGGCUCCAGACCCCACUGUGCGCAAAGACACCUUCUCCAGUGAGAUUUACUCGGCCUACGACAUCCUGUUCAACAGCUGGAUCCAGAGCAGAGAUUCCAAGCUGCGUCUGACUGUUGCAGAGGCUCUUGGGUCAAUGAGUCACCUGAUGGCACAUGAUAAACUGGAAGAACAACUUCCCAAACUCCUUCCCACCAUACUGAGCCUCUACAAGAAGAAUGCAGAACACUACAUCAUCAGCAAGAGCUUGUGUCAGGUCCUGGAGGCCUCUGUGAAUAUGGGCAGUAGAGUUUUGGAGACACAGAUUGAUGGUCUGUUAGUUGCUCUGCACCAGCAGAUAUGUUCGCCUGUAGACUUCAACAACCCUCCAACUGUGAAAAAUCACAACGAGGUCCUGCGAUGCUUCAGUAUCCUUGCUAACACGUUCCCGGACCGUCUGAUGGUAUUUGUCCUCCAGAGGUUGGAAAACAGUAAUGAGAGGAACAGAAUGGGCUCACUGGCUGUUCUCAGACACCUCAUCAACUCAUCCCCCUCCACUAUGGAAACCAAGAAGCUCCUAAUUCUAGCCAGCAUCAGGCAACCUCUGGCUGACCACAGCAAUAAGGUGAAGAAGAGAGUGGUGCAGGUGAUCAGUGCGAUGGCUCAUCAUGGUUACCUGGAGCUGGAGGGAGGAGACCUGCUCGUCCGCUUCAUCAUCCAGCACUGUGCUCUACCGGACACUUACCAUCGAGGACAGCGACCACCAGACCCAGAGGAAGUGACUAAUGAGGCUCUGCGUAGUAUGUGUGAUAACACACUACAUCUUUUCACUACUACAGUGGGCCGCCUGACUGACGUUCUAUGGCCGAUGUUGCUUUGCUACCUGACCCCAAAUCAGUAUGCCAACGCCACCACCCCCUUGUGCAAGAGUUUAAUUCUUCUGGCCAAUAAGAAGCGAACAGCACAAGAACCCAACUUCAUCAUCGACUUCAAUGCACAAGGUUCUAGUCUUCCCUCGCAAUAUAUCCUGUUGAUAAGGCUUUUGGUGAAUGCCUCGUUCCCGUUUCGAUGCAGGGGACAUGGUGCUCCCUCCCUGAGUCUGCUCAGCGCUAUCAGCCCUAACAUUCACCCUAAAGCAGAGCCACUGUGGGAAAAUGAGAUUCCAAAGCUGCUCAGUUAUCUUGAAGAAUCAACAGAAGAAUCUCUGGACAAAAAGAAAUGGGAAGAAAGUUUACUUAAGUUCCUGUCUAAAACUGUGGCAGCCAUUGACGACAGCCAGUGGACCGGUCAGCUUGCAGUAGAAGCCACACGAUACCUGCCCACCUACAACAACUCACUGGAGGAGAAGAGUUUUUUGUAUAGGUGUGUCGGUGUGAUUCUCCAGCAGUGCUAUAAUAAAGAGUUGGUCAGGAAACAGCUGCAGGAGAUCCUGAUCAGCACUCGUCACAACGAUGCAAUCGAAAGAACGGGUGUUGCCAUGGGAAUCGGGCUGUGUGCCAGCAGCCAUCUCGAAGGCACUCUGGAAAAACUGGAGGAAUUUGGGAAGUCUGACGCCUUCAGGAAAGCCUCAGGGAUAUUUGGUCUUCUCAAAGAUAAAAACGAUGUUGAUGUGGAGAAAAUGAAAAGCACUCUAAUUUUGUGUUACGGCUAUGUUGCGUUGCACGCUCCAGAAGAUCAGCUCCUCACUCGCAUCGAUAGUGACAUUCUCCAAAACAUCUCCAAGAACUUCAAUACCAAGGUUCUGGGAAUUAAAGUAGAGACCAAGGACCUGACUAUGAAGCUUAGUCUCAUUCAUAGUGUUGGACUCAUUGCCAAGGCCAUCAGCAACAGUGUCCGUAAACAGGGCUUCCUGUUCUCCCGCAAACAAGAGCUGAUGGGGGUUAUGAUGGAUUUCAUCAAAGCUGAACCAGCAGAUGUCUUGCGGACCCCUGUUCGCCAUCUUGUUAUGACCACGUGUGCCAACCUCAUAAACUUAGAUCCUCCUUUAUCAGAAAAUGAAAACUUUGACUUGUUAAAAACAUGUUUGAAUGGUGUUUAUGGGCUUCCUACUGUGGACACUCUGGACAAAGCUAAAGAUGAAGAAGCCCUGGAUCCACAGCAAAGAGAGACGUUAUAUUCAGAUACUUUUAACGCUCUUCUUGAAUUGCUGAAGAAUUUGUUAGCCAGAGAUUUGAGUCCUGACGGUCUGCAGUCUGUUUUCAAGCAUAUAGAGAGCUGGCUGAGCUCAGGACAAGACCAUGAGCGGGAGAGGGCAGUAAAGACCAUGGCAGAAUUACUACAGUUUUACCUGGAACAUCUCAAUGUGAAGAAUAUAGUGUCAUUCCAUAAUUUGGGAGCUCUUGUGGGGCGUCUGGCCCCACGGUGCACCGACCCAAACCCUGAGGUGCGGCGGGCAGCCAUAGACUGUGUCUAUAGUCUAAUGUACAUUCAGCUGCGCUAUGAAGGCUUUUCACUGGACUACAAGGACGAUUCAGUUGAGGGUCUUUUAGAAGUUCGUGAGAAGCUAAGCAAUCCUGACCAUUCAGUCUUGUAUAACACCUGCUCUGAACUGACUAAGAUCAUCAGUAAGCGUUUGCCCCAGCAGCAGUUGAGCACACUAUUGUUUAUUCUGUUUGAUGGUUUGGUGGACUCUCAGUCCAACUGUUCCAGAGCAUCCAGUGUGAUCCUCAACACCUUGCUGAAGAACAGAGGUGCUGGCCUGCAGGAUCUGGUGCCAGAGAUGUUGGAGGUGUUGCACAACCGGCUGCAGGUGAUUGGUGAAGAGCAGGUGAAGGUGGCCAUCGGUCAGUCCAUCCUCAUCCUCUCUACACAGCACCUGCAGACAGUGGUCAACACGCUCGUCGCCUACCCACUACCAUACGACAGCUGGAGCUGUGAGAUGUGGAUGGCUUUAGGAGCAGACAGCACUCUGGCUCUGCAAAUCAUGGAGAUGAUUAUCGAGAAGCUCAGUGUUAUGGUUCCCUAUGUAGAUAAGAAGGAGUCCAUGUUGAGACCCGGUUUGACCAAAGUUGCCACAAGCCACCCAUUGGCUAUGACAUGUGCCCUACGUGAGAUGAUGCUGAAUGGUCAGUCAGCUGACGCCGUGGCGUAUCUGUUUCCAAAGCUCUUCAGCACUCUGCUGUUACGUUUGGGUUCUAGCGUGGGAGUUCAGCUACCGAAAGAUCUCAACAGCAACAGCAUCAUUUUAGACCGCAAAACAACCAACAAAAACAGUGUGGCCAAUUUUGAUGUGUGCGGGGUGGCAGUGGAGGCCUUGCGAAUCCUGCUGGGUCGAGCUCAGCUGGACGCUGUCGUGAAACCAUUAGAUCAGGAGGGAGCUUGGGACAAGAUGAAGGACCCACAGCAGCACACAACAGGAGUCACUCUGCUCUCCAGAGCAAUGGCAAAGCAUGCUGGUCCAAGACUCCCUGCCAUUGUGGAGAGUCUGUGUCCUUCUCUCUGUAAUAUUUACGAGUGCCAGAGGAUCACAGUCACAGCGUUCUUCUCUGAGCUGCUGAACCACCAUGUAGUGACUGAACUGAUGAUUUUGGACAUGUUAAUGAACAACAUGAUGGAAAGAAUUACUGACACCUGCGGUACUGUCCGCAUGCUGGCGGUCCGAGGCCUGGGGAACAUUGCUGUCGGCUCACCUGAGAAGGUGAAUAAGUACGCAAAGGAGCUUUUAGCAGCCAUGAGUUCAGGUAUGGAAGAGAAGGAUGAUCCAGGGAAGCUCAUCACACUGGAGGCCAUGUCAGGGAUGUCAAAGAUAUUGCUUUACCUGGACCAAAAGAAUGUCCACCUGCUUGUGGUUUACAUCUUCAUGAAGAUAAAACCCUUUCUGGAGAAUGAAAAUGAUGAGAUCCGAUGUGCUUCCAUCCUGCUCCUGGGAAACCUGUCAAAGUUCGGCUCAGGUGAACCGGUCUUUAAAGACCAGAUCCACAAUGUUCUGGUCAGCUUGCUGUUGCACCUCAAUGAUCCCAACCCUCAAGUGGUCAAGGCAUGCAAGUAUGCCAUGCGCAUAUGCGCUCCAGUCGUAGGUUCAGAACAGAUCUCUGCCAUGUUCCAGAAUCAUCUUCUUGAGGAGAAGGGUCUGCACUAUGGAGAGUUCAUUAAUGACCUCACCAAAUACCUUAUCCAGGAUUUCCCAGGCAUGCUGAACUUCUACCACAUCACAGUCAUUCAGUUCUUCAAGAGUAACUGGGCUGAGAUCAGAGCCAGUGCUGCCAUGUUCAUUGGUUUUUUGCUUGGGAACCUUCCUGAUGAGCAUUUCUCCCAUAUGAAUAUGGGCUCAGUGACCAAGGGUCUGGUGAUGCUGCUGCAGGAUCCAGAUCCUCUCGUGCGGGUGAAAGCUGCUGAAGCCAUGGGCCACUUUCACUGACGUUACCUCCACUCUACAGCCAAUCAGAUUGGUCUUUGAUUUUAAGUUUGUUGCUUUGAAAAAGGAGGAAGCCUUGAAUUGUUGUUCUAUAAUAAGCCUUGAAAGGUUUUUAUUUUUGACCAAAGACUGUGCACUAGUUCUGUAAGAGAAUAGAAGAAUAAAAAGAAGACAUGUAUUGACGUUACAGCACUUUUACUGUAAGUACUCACAGAUAUAUAUGGUGUGUGUGAUCCCUAGAGUGUUUUUUUUUCACCUGCAGUGGCUUUUUAAUGUGAGGUACGUACCUUCGAGCCCUUUAAAAAUUAGACUUUUUGAAGUUUGUAUGCAAGUAGGCCUACACUAAUAUUGCUGGUAUUACCAAAGAAUAUACACUGACAAGAAGCGAAACUCAAUAGAACGUUCCAUUGCAACACCGGCGCCCAGCAGCAGCCCUGCGUUUCCGACAUUUUGGGGUGAAAGCGACUCGGCAGUCCACUAGUUUCUAUGGCAAUAUCAGCUGCUUUGUUAAAAAAAAAACGUGAAAACCUGAAUGAUGACAACACAGAAUAACGUACAAACAACGGGAUUAAAACCUAUAUAUUUCAGACCUAGUGGAGUAAUUUACUCCACUUUAAUCCCCUGGAUCACGCUGCAAAUAUGAUGAUCUUAACUUUAUUAAUUUAUUAAUUUACUAUUAAUAGUAAAUAUGUAAAUUUGCAUACAAUGGAAAUACUCAAAGUAGGCUAACUACGUUACCUCAGAUGUGUACGUUAAUGGUUGGAUUCCACAACUGAUAAUAUAAAACUUAUAUAGCCCAAGACAAUACAACAUUUACUGUAGGUAUCAUAAAAUUUACUGAAUUUGAGAAUUUUUCUAUUGCGUUCCUGAUUUGGCUGUGAGAUUCGCCGAUUUUGGGUGUGUAAGAUGUGAUGUCCAGUUGGCAUUUUCACCCCAAAAUGGCUGCCGCGCUAACAAAGCGACACCUAGUGGCUGUUACCCAAAAAGCAUCAUAGUUUCGCCUCUUGGGUUCUAUAUUCUUUGGUAUUACUUGCUUGACCAUUCCUGUAGUGUGCUAAAUGCAUAUCAACACUUCAUUAAAGGGGUCAUGAAUUGAGAAAUCAAAUUUUCCUUGAUCCUUUUGACAUGUUAGAGGUCAUCGUACUAAAAACGUUUCAGAACUUGACUUCCUUGUUAGUUUAAAAACAGCUUUUAUUGAAACCAAGUUCUGAAAACGACUUGUUUCAGAUUUUGUCACAUUUAUGACGUAAUAGUGCGAUGAAAGACCGCUUCUGCAGAAUCAGAUGUGGAAAAAGGUUAUUUAUUUUCAACUAUGUGAAUGUCUCAGUAGAGCAUUAUUUGUUUGUUCGGUACAUUUCCCUGUGGAUACUUCAGUAAAUAAGUUGCAAUUUCGCUGCAGACUUUUAGAUAUGAACCCGGUUUCUGAUAUGUAAUGAUUCACGUACAGACAGACGUUCUUCGUCUACUUCUGUUUAUGCAUCAGUAAAUCAGUUCCCAUUGUUUGACUAGCCUGAAAAUAAUGUUAUUUAAAUUGAUUCAAUUAUAUACAGAAAGCGAUCAAAGAACGACGCUCCCUUUAUAAUCGCUGGAGCUGUCAAUCAAACAGCUCACAGAGUUUAUCAAUGACUGAGUUCUGGACUCUCGCCAAAACUUCUGUUAUAAUCAAUGAAGCUACUCUGUCUACUCUGCACAGUGAAUCUUACACCAUGUUUGCACUGUUAGUUAUGAUGAAAGCAUUUGUGAGUGCAGAAAUCGUGUUGCAAUGACGAGAUCACUGCAUUCAUGCGCUCAACAGUCAGUCUGUCAUCGGCUACAAUGCUCAUCUCUGCAACCUUUCACGCAACGAGAGUAGAUCUAAAUAUAAUGCUGUAAUCAACAAUUUUCACGAUUUGUUAAUCUGGACAGCUGUAAUAGUAAAGACUUUUAAACGUUUUCGAGAGAGUUCCACAUGUAAUACUUAUUUCAUAUGCAAAGAUGUUAGCCAAUCAUAGCAGUGGGCAUUUAUAUUGAACUCCGAGAUUGAAGUCUCACAGGAGACAUACCCUUCCAACAGAGCGUUCAGAGUAGAAAAUGGUAAAAUCAGGGUAGAAAAUGGCCUUUUAUUUCUAAAUUGACAAUUUUUGAUAUAAAAAUCAUACUAACAUUACAAGUGUACCACAUUAUAAAAUAAAAAAUGCAGUUCAUGACACCUUUAAAUCAUUAUAAAUGUAUGUAGGAUGAAUCAAUAUAUUGGAAACCAAAAUCAACACUGCAAGGUUUUCCUGGUAAUUAAAUCUGAUGUACUGCUCAGUUAGAGUUUAAUCCUAUAAAAAUGUUUUAAGGAGACUGUUGAGUCAUAUUGACCACCAUAAACCUUCAGCAAUAAAUCACCCUAAUAGGGACAUGCAUUUGCAUAAUCUGCUUAGCCAUUAACUGCAACUGAAUUCUCCUGUUGUCCACAAUCAAAAAAAGAUAAGCAUUUAUAGAGUUUUUGCUGUGACAUCUGUGGUUGUGAUUGUAUCUCAUGCACUACAGUGGAACAAACACAAUUGUGCUUCCUUCUUAUCCAAGUCGGAAAAGUAGACAAUAACAGUGCCAAAUAGAUUUGUAAAGGAUAAAUUGUAUUAGAGUAUAUGUUAAGAUUUCUGACAUGUUUCAUACUCAUUUUGCAAAGUGUCUGUGUAGCUGAAACACCAGUGCCAGCCUUUCUGUGGCACUUGUCUCAUUCCGUUUUGUAAAGUAUAUCUUUGAAAUUAAUAAUUCACAUGUGUGGCCACGGUUUCUGAUUUUGAGCAUAAAGAGUAUUGAAUUAAUUAAAUUGAAGAUUUUUUUUUUUUUAAGUUUCAUCUUAAUGAACAGGACAAAAAGUGAUGAUGGUAUGGUGCAUCAGCUAUUUUUACAAGUUUGGUACAUAUACUGUACAGUGUCCUCAAGAAGUAGUUGGACAUACUGAGAUACAAUGUAAAAACUUUUGAUGUAGUGGGUCUAUUUCAAUGUAAAUGGCCUAAUGGUGUCUUCAUUCCUUUAGCUGCUUAAUAUUUAAUGAAUGUAGGCAUUAAUUAAUUAGGCAACAAACACUUUGUAAACUGCAUUGGUGUGAUUCUCAGUCUCACAAGAGCCACACAUAGUUAAUUACAAGAAUGAAACAGUCUUAGAUGAUGAAAAUGAUCAGAAGUCAAUUAUCUUUAUAUUUUGUCUUGGUAUAUACACUACCGUUCAAAGUUUUGGGGUCAUUUGCAUUUUCUAAUCAUCAAAGAAUCCUGAAAAAAAUAUUAAGCAGCACAACUAUUUUCAACAAUGAUAAUAAUAAGGAAUGUUUCUUAAGCAUCAAUUACAUCAGCAUAUUAAAAAUGAUUUCUAAAGGAUCAUAGGACACUGAAGACUUGCGUAAUGAUUCUGUAAAUUCAGCUUUGCCAUAAAAGGAAUAAAUUACAUUUUAAAAUAUAUUACAAUAGAAAAAAAGUUACUGUAAUUAGUACAAAUAUUUCACAAAAUUAUCGUUUUACUGCUUUUUUUUAAUCAAAUAAAUGCAGUUUUGGCAAGCAUAAGACGCUACUUUCAAAAACAUUCCAAAGUCUUACUGACCCCAAAACUUUUGAACUGUAUGUCUGUUCUUUUCUGCAAAACAGUGGCUCUGGUUUGGCUCUGUGAAGAAGAGCUGAAACUGGGUGUGGAGAGAGAGAAAAAUAUUACAACUCCUUUGUUCCUCAGGGUGUUUAAUAUGUAUUAGCACAUGUGCUAAUACAUAUUAAAGUGCUUACUAAGAACAAUUAAACACUUCAGAAUUUAGCAAUUAGUUGCAGUUAUUUAAUGUGGUCAGGAACCCUGUGUGGUAAUGACACUGGGAUUCAUUCUUGGAUAAGCCACAACCAUCACAAAAUAAGAUUGUGUUUGUUUCUGGGAUGGAUUUCAGAGCAAUCAAACUCCCACUGAAUGUUUCACAGGUCUGCUGGGCGAACAUGGUAUCGGGUGUUACGUUUGCUGCAUCUCAUCAAUUUGUUUUUAUGUCUUUUGUUUUAUUUUUAGACAGAAUUGUUUUGUAUCAUGUAAAGCUGAUCUCUGGAUGAUGGAGAUAACAAUAUGUAGAACUGAAUCAUUAAAGUUAUUGUACAUGACAACCCA